AUGAAGUGCCUUUAAAGUUAAGUUACCUACCUCUUUUAAUGUGUAGUGCAUCUUAAGAUUGAUAUUCUUUUAAAUAAUGGUCUUAUUUUUUCAAACAAGCGUGGUCUCCGAAACGGCAAUAAAUUAAAAAAAAUGAUAAAAUUAUGACAAACAAGAUAAAAUAACUUGAAAAAAGCCAAAUAAAAUGCCAAAAUGAAAAAAAAGGAAAAACAAUAAAGACAAUUUUUAAAAUGACGAAAAAUUAAAAAAAAUAAUAAAAAUGAAUUAUUAAAGUGACCAUGAAAAUUAGAACAAUGACAAAAAUAACAAAACAGACAUAAAUGACCAAAAACAUGUAAAAAAAGUACAAAUAUGCACUCAUUGUGCUAUCUUAAAUUAUUAAUAGUAUCUAAGUAGGUUUUGAGAAGAGGUUUGAGGAAAAUAUAGAUUACAUUAUACAGCUGACAAGUAAAGUUGUGUUUUCUUCAUCCGGAAAUUGAGGGCAAGUUACCACAUCUGGCGACGAGGAUAAACCGGAAAAUCCGGAAACUGAACGAAGAAAAUGGAAGGAUGGAACAUAAACCCGUUUAAAUUCGGCCAUCUUCCAGAAACACUAAUCCGGAAAGAAUGGAUAAGAUGGAAGAGAAACUUCGAAGUGAUUAUUGCGGCAAGUGAGGAGAAAAAUACAACCAAACUAAAAAACAUUCUCUUGGCGAAAGGGGGUUUAGAGUUGCAAGAUUUGUUUUAUUCCAUUGAAGGAGCUGAUGUAGAGAACGAAUCGAAUGUCGACCCGUACAAAUUAGCUAUCGAAAAAUUGGAUCAAUACUUUUCCCCAAAACAGCAUGAGAGUUUCGAACGGAACGAGUUUUGCAAGUUAUCUCCUACAACUGUUCAGGAUGGUUCAGCAGAAACUUUAUCUAAAUUUCUUAUGCGUUGCUCAGAACAGGCAAAACGUUGCGAUUUUGGAAAUUCGAAUGCAGAAAGCCGGGAACUAAGAAUAAUCGAUAAAGUUAUCUACUUUGCACCGACGGAAUUAAAGGAGAAACUAUUACAACAGGAAAAGCUUACUCUACCACAGCUUACAAGAAUGGUCAACUCAUUUGAAUCCAUAAAACAGCAGGCAAAAGCAAUCACGGAAACUUCUUCUGAUCGUAUCAACAGACUUAAUAAUCCACUUAAACAAAAUCUUAAGCUAUGUUAUCGCUGUGGGUUAUCGGGUCAUUUUGCAACCGACCUUGAAUGUCCAGCUCGUAAAGAAAAAUGUGAGAAGUGUCACAAAUUGGGUCAUUAUGCGAAAGUAUGUCAAUCGAGAUUGAAUACCAAACGACGUUACGGAAGUCCAGCCGCGCAUCAUCCUGCUAAGAAAUAUAGGUAUGGAAAUGUACGCGCUAUUGUGUCGAAAGAAAAUGGUCACACUGAACCAGAUAGUUUUAUCUUCAACAUCGGUGACGGUGACGAGUUUUUAUGGACGAAAAUUGGCGGAGUUUUAGUCCAGGUUUUGAUCGACUCUGGUAGUUCAAAAAACAUAAUUGACGAUACUACCUGGGAGUAUAUGAGAAGACAAGAUGUUAAAAGUUGGAUUCCACGAUAUGUUCCCAAUACUACACUGCGAGGGUACGGACGCGAAGCCAAACCUCUAAAAAUUAUACAUGUGUUUGAAGCAAUAAUUUCAGUAGAAUCUGGUACGAAUAAUUGCAAAACAACAGCUAUGUUUUAUGUUGUGGAAGGUGGAUUACAGUCACUGCUAGGAAAGGAAACAGCGAUUCGCCUGGGAGUGUUGAAACUCGGAUUGGCCAAUUUGGAAAACUCUAUCAACGCAGUGGCACCGGAGUUAAAACGACCAUUUCCAAAAAUUAAGAACGUUCAAGUUAGGAUUCCAGUAAAUGUAAAUAUUCCUCCAGUUGUACAACGUGUACGUCGUCCUCCAAUCGCUUUACUUAGUCGGAUUGAAGAGAAAUUAGAGCAACUUCUGACAACCGAUAUAAUCGAACCUGUAUCAGGACCAUCACCUUGGGUUUCACCACUGGUAACUAUUGUAAAAGAUAACGGUGAUUUGCGCCUUUGCGUAGAUAUGCGACGAGCUAAUCAGGCCAUCUUGAGAGAGCAUCAUAUGAUGCCUACAUUCGAGGACAUCUUGCCACUUUUCAAAUCAUCUCGAUACUUUAGCCGAUUAGAUAUUAAAGAUGCUUUUCAUCAGAUUGAGUUAGAGGAAUCAUCCCGUUAUAUAACAACCUUCAUUUGUCACAAAGGAUUGUUCCGUUACAAACGUUUGAUGUUUGGAAUUUCUUGCGCUCCUGAAAUGUUUCAAAAGAUUUUAGAACAUAUUUUGGUUGAUUGCAACAAUGUUGUCAAUUACUUGGACGACAUAAUUGUCUCGGGAGAUAGUGAGGAAGAACAUGAUUUGGCAUUGAAAAAAGUUCUUAAGGUUUUGGAAACCAGGAACAUUCUGUUGAAUAAGGACAAAUUUCAAGAAUCAGUAGCAGUUGAUGUUACAGAAAUUGAGACUGCUUCUAAAAGGGAUCCUGAACUGAAAGCACUCAAAGAUUCACUUAUAAGUGGAAACUGGAAUAAUCCAUUGGUAAAAUUGUACGAGCCUUUUCGAAAUGAGUUGGGCUUGAUUGAUGAUACGAUUGUGAGAGGAAAUAAAUUAGUUGUACCCCAAGAAUUACGUUCACGUAUGCUUCAAUUAGCUCAUGAAGGUCAUCCGGGAGAAUCGAUCAUGAAAAGACGAUUACGGGAUCGAGCUUGGUGGCCGUCUAUGGACCGUGAAGCUAAAGAGCAUGUUUCAAAAUGUGAAGGUUGCCAACUUAUUGGAUUACCAAGCAAACCAAUACCGAUGAGUAGACGGGAGCUACCCACAAAACCGUGGGUUGAUGUUGCAAUUGACUUUUUGGGGCCACUUCCAUCAGGAGAGUAUUUGCUUGUUAUUGUGGAUUACUUCAGCAGAUACAAAGAAGUUGAAAUCAUGGCAAGAAUCAGUGCUCGGGACACUGUUGAAAGACUCACAAAAAUAUUUACUAGAUUGGGUUAUCCUCGAACUAUUACACUUGACAACGCCAAACAGUUUGUUGGCAAAGAAUUCGGACCUAGAGCGACAGUGGAAGAUCCAGAGACAGGCCGAACAAUUGAGAGAAAUAUCGCACACUUCAAAAAAAUAAGACAAGAUUCGCAACCAGAUGCGUCUUUGGACGAGAGAAAUUCUAGAGAAGAUUCAACUAACAGUUCUGAUAUUCCUGUAUUCCAACAACCUGCAAAUUCAACAGAUCCCAAUAACUCAUCAAUUGAAGCCGAAGACAUUUUCCGUGGUUUUGAAGACGAACAAGUAACUAAUAAUCAACGAACUAGAAGAUUACCUCAAAGAUUUAAUGAUUUCGUUUUGUAA
Uranotaenia lowii is the source of this 3361-nucleotide messenger RNA. RefSeq lists its product as uncharacterized. The transcript has 6 exons. NCBI's taxonomy places the organism in Eukaryota, Metazoa, Arthropoda, Insecta, Diptera, Culicidae. Gene Ontology annotation, biological process: proteolysis; DNA integration. The record is from RefSeq and is a predicted model, not a curated record. The coding region runs from base 542 to 3361 and encodes 939 amino acids. Gene Ontology annotation, molecular function: nucleic acid binding; zinc ion binding; aspartic-type endopeptidase activity.